CGGCCACCCCUUCUGCCCUCCUGCUGGCACGUGAGGAGCACCAAGGCAGACCCACCAGCAUGGAGGCCGCCCUGCUCAGCCUCGUAGCGUUCUGCAUGUUGGGCGUCCAGGCCGAUGUGGAAGUGGAUCCAAACUUCGACCUUAAAAGGUUUGCAGGGAAGUGGCACGUCCCGGCUCUCGCCUCCACUGACCCCAUGCUCCAGAGCCUGAAGGACAUCAUCACGACACCGGCAGCCCGGAUUGUCCCCUUACCCAAUGGCAACCUGGAGAUAGAAACUUAUUACCUUUUGGGAGAAGAUUGCGAAGGGAUGAAAGGCACCUAUAUGAAGACGGAGCAGCCGGGACACUUCACCGCAAGUGACGAGAAGGGCAAGAAGGACCUGCGGGUGCUGGCCAGCGAUGCCAACUUCGCCAUCGUCUACGUCCAGUGGGAGAUGAAGGGGAUGCCCCCCAGCAGGAGUCUCCAGCUUUACAGCAAAGACCUAAAGGGAAGUGAGAACCUGGACAGAUUCAAGGCCUAUUGCCAGAAGAUGGGGCUCAUGGGCGAUCUGGUGGUCCCACCCUUGUCUGAUAAAUGUUUCAAGCAAAUUAGCGGCUGAAGAGAACCGGCCUCUCCCUGUGCAGCCAAAGACCCUCCUGUUCCUGACGCUUCAGCCCGGAAGCCAUAACUGCUGGUCUCCCACCUCUUACCCCCCACCCUCCUUCCUCAUUCGCCUUGCCCACCUUCCUUCCUCCUUCCCUGGAAAUAAAGAGAUUACAAUUUCCCUUCU
Pantherophis guttatus is the source of this 770-nucleotide messenger RNA. RefSeq names its product lipocalin-like. NCBI's taxonomy places the organism in Eukaryota, Metazoa, Chordata, Lepidosauria, Squamata, Colubridae. Gene Ontology annotation, molecular function: small molecule binding. The record is from RefSeq and is a predicted model, not a curated record.